This is a messenger RNA of Lentinula edodes (shiitake mushroom), 2445 nucleotides long. RefSeq lists its product as uncharacterized. NCBI's taxonomy places the organism in Eukaryota, Fungi, Basidiomycota, Agaricomycetes, Agaricales, Omphalotaceae. Gene Ontology annotation, biological process: protein phosphorylation. The coding region runs from base 1 to 2445 and encodes 814 amino acids. The transcript is spliced from 6 exons. Gene Ontology annotation, molecular function: protein kinase activity; ATP binding. The record is from RefSeq and is a predicted model, not a curated record.
AUGCCUACUCACAUCGAAGACGAGGUCCCCCAGUAUGAUUCGGUUUUGACCGAGUUCCUUGGAAAUGAUGUUAGCAACAGGAUUGCAUUAUCGCUCGAUGAUUUUGCAACCCUUAUACUCAACAUUUCAACCGAUUGGAAAGUCGAAGAGAAUUUCAACCUAGGAGCGAAAAGCAAGAUAGUGAAUGAUGCUUUCAAAGCGUCUCUGAAAGUUGCGAUAAGAGUGGCAGAGGGUGCAGAGACGAAGGGGACGGAUGCCACAGCAUAUGAGAAGGAGUACCAACCCCUCACGAAUCUCUUGAAUACAUUGAGAGAUGGGGAAGGUCACCUAGGCAAGGGAAUCAAUGAAGAAACGCUCUUUGUAGAUCCCCGCCCGGUAUUGGCUUCUCUAUUGGAAAGGAACUUUGGCCUGAGUGGAAUAUAUAUUCAGCUACAGAAACUCAUAGAAAACAGGAGUCUUUCAAAUCACCUUGCGAAGAAAAACAUAACUGGAGUUUUUUGGGGACUCUUGAUAUUGUUCGUGGAGGUUGGGUGCCAGAAAAAAGACUUCGUCGAACUUAACAUCCGUAAAGAAGAGGCAGUCACACCCGCAAUUAAAUCAUCGCAUUUAAUGGUGUCCACUCCAUCGCAGCAUGUAUUAACGGAAGCUUCGCAAACGGCCUUCAGUCGUUCGCAGUCACCUCCCUUACAAACAGAAGCGAUACACUAUAAAGUGAACAAACGAGUGAGAUUAAAUGACGAAUUCAGUCCUACCAACAUGCGGCCUCCAAAGAGGGCCAAAUUCCGGUCCACGUCGCAGUCCAAUUUACAGGGCUUGAGAACGUCCAAGAGAAUACGGAAGAGCACAGAGUGCCCCGUUUCUGUGGGCCGCGUACAAUCCGAUAACUUGCCCGCUACCCGGCAUCCAGUAUCCUCGCACAGUGGUUCUACUCCCGCUUCUGCACUCACCAGUCUGCGAUGCGAAGACGAAGAUAGACUUCACGUUAACAUUUGGUGCGAAGAUAAAAAGAAGACAGUGGAGAUAAUGACGGUGCAAGGAUAUGCACAAAAGGAUGGGAUGAGAAGUCUUGGAGAUCAUAUCGAGUUCAGUUCAAGGGGUGUCGAAGACAAGUCCUUCGAGAAUGAUGAGUGGAAGAAACUUUUCAUUGUCAUGGUCUGCCAGCUCAAGAAACUCCCUUGUACUACGAAAAACGUUGGAUUCAUUCCGACUUUGUGCAUAGAUAGCAUCGAUCACCUUCAAGAUCCAGAGCUGUUCUCACAUACGUUCGCACUUGAUACUCAAGACUUGAUCGACGCUAUCUACUCUUUUGUCGGAAACGAUGGGUGUUCACGGAGAGUCGUUAUUCAGUUAAUUCUCCAUCAUGCGGAGAACGCUGUUGGUUUGUACGCAGUCGUUGCUGAGGUCGAAUGCCUCUGCAUGGAAGCUGAUUGUACAUGGAAUCGAGAAGGGAAGAUCGUGAAGAUCAGUUUCAUGGGCACAGCUCGGCAGUCAGAGCAAGUACUCACUGGGGAGGCUAGAUCGAAAGCAGAAUCGACUUGCGAGCUCUGGGCACUCAACCAUGUUCCAAAAGCUAUCCACUCGGUCACUCUACUCCCCAACAAAAAGAAAUCGUUUCACAGACGGUUGAAGACCCUUCUGAAGGACGAAUACGAGGAACGAGUGAUGCAUAUCACAGUUUUUGAGAAGCUUCAUCCGCUUUCGGAGUUGACAGACCCGAGAGAUUUCGCGCAAGUGUUUUACGAUAUUCUACAAAUUCACCAGUGGCUCUACGAAUGUGCUGGGAUUCUUCAUCGUGAUCUCAGCUCCGAGAAUAUCAUGUUCAGACGCAUAGAUGGCAAGAUAUAUGGUGUCCUGAAUGAUUUUGACCAUUCUUCCCGCGUCCGAGAUAUGGACAAGGGCCCGACUUCCAACCAACGUACUGGUACCAGACCGUUUAUGUCUGUCGAUCUUCUUAGUCCCGUUUGGGAGGGUGGUCAUCUUUAUCGCCACGAUUUGGAGUCCCUGUUUUAUAUCAUGCUUUGCCUUGCUUGUCGCUAUGAGGCGCCGGGUGUGCCCGCUGCCGACCCACGGUCAUUUUCGCCGUGGUUUAGGGGAACAGAUAUGGAGAUAUUCAAUAACAAGACCACCUUCUUGCUCGACCCUUUUCAAAGUCUACCCAUCCAGUCUUACUUCGCCGGCUUCCAGCGAUGGUUGCGCAAGAUUUAUGAUCAAUUGCGUGGUGGGUAUAUCCAACGUCCAGUUUGCGCCAAAAACUUGUCAACAUCGAAUGAAGAGUCGGAGGAGUCGGAAGAUGAAGACUUGGAAUUUUUGCAAACUGAUAACGUUUUGAAUUUUGAUUGGAAUACCUUGAAUAGACACGUCUCUUAUGUCAGACUGCGGUCCAUAAUGUCCUCGUUCAAAGGAACAUCUCUGCAAACUAGGUGGGUAGGAAACCCGGAUCAUUAA